CGUCACCGCGCGAUUGUCUAGUCAACAGCUCAGCUGUUGUGUGAGACCGCGGGAAAAAAAUACUCCACGUAAUACAUCGGCCGGUUCCAGGAAGGGACUCUGGACUUCCGUGGGGCCAUUGUGGCCGUGUUUCGGAGAACAUAACGGGAAUACAUCAGCUUUCGUUCUUCAGAUAUAAACCGAGACACGUUGGUCUGGAACAGCGGAGGUUUAGAUCUAGGACAGUCUCUCUGGAGAGGAAGGAAAAUGGAGCUAGAUGACGGAGCUGUGUACCAGGACGAUCCGGGCACAUCGGCGAUCAUGUCGGAGAGGGUCUCGGGCCUGGCCAACUCCAUCUACCGCGAGUUCGAGAGGCUCAUCCGCAAAUACGACGAGGACGUGGUGAAGGAGCUGAUGCCGCUGGUCGUGGCGGUGCUGGAGAACCUCGACUCGGUGUUCGCCGAGAACCAGGAGCACGAGGUGGAGCUGGAGCUCCUCAAGGAGGAUAACGAGCAGCUGAUCACUCAGUACGAGCGCGAGAAAGCGCUCAGGAAACACGCCGAGGAGAAGUUCAUUGAAUUUGAAGAUUCCCAAGAGCAAGAGAAGAAGGAUUUGCAGAACCAUCUGGAAAGUCUUUCAUCACAUUCCCGUCAGCUGGAGCUGAAGAUCAAGAACUAUGCUGACCAGAUAAGUCGAUUAGAAGAGCGAGAGGCUGAACUGAAGCGUGAAUAUAAUUCCCUUCACCUGCGGCACACAGAGAUGAUCCACAACUACAUGGAGCAUGUGGAACGGAUCCGGAUGCAGCAGACGGGGGGAGAGACCUCUGACACAGGAACAAUUGGCCGAGUUCGGAAAGAGCGGCCCCUGUCUUUGGGAAUCUUCCCCAUGUCCGGCGGUGGCUCUUCACUGACGCCUGACAUCCAGGGCAGAGCCGAGACUCCUGGGAUGGAGGGCUGGAGAUUCAAUAACCUCAGUCAUCAGCGCUCUAAUGCCAGCCUCAAGUUGGAGGCGGAGGACACUCCAAAGAAAAGGGAUGGUAAGGAUGUUCUGGAAGCUUGGGACUCGCUGGCAAACGACUGCAAGGAUGAGCUGUCUGACCUCAGCCAGGGAGGCUCAAAGUCUGUCACUCCCAUGUCCACCACGGCCUCAGAUCUGGCCCUAGACUCGCACAGAGAGGAUGGAGAGGGAUUCUGGAAGAACACAGAGGUUCAGGCUGCUCCAGGGACCAGGGGCGUCUCUGCGGGUCUGGCCGAUAAUGAGGAAAAGUCAGAUGUUCAGGCCAUUAUUGAGUCCACACCAGAGCUGGACAUGGACCUCGGAUUUAAAGGUUCAAGCACCCCGACCGAAGGGAUUGAGAACAUGGCGUUUGACCGAAAUACAGAGUCUCUCUUUGAAGAAGUGUCGUCAGCAGGCACAGGUUUGAUUGGAGAUGUGGAUGAAGGAGCAGAUCUGUUAGUGGAGUACUCCGGUGUAUGCCCAAAUGGUGUACAGUAUGUAACUCCGUGUCCGCAGAGCGAUGUGCCCACAGCUCAGAGGAGGAGGUUCACGCGGGUGGAGAUGGCCCGAGUCCUGAUGGAGCGAAACCAGUACAAGGAGAGACUGAUGGAGCUGCAGGAGGCCGUCAGGUGGACGGAAAUGAUCCGAGCUUCAAGGGAAAACUCUGAAGUUGCAGAGAAGAAGAGGUCAAGCAUCAGGCAAUUCUUCAGUCGCCUGUUCAGUUCCUCAGCGUCCAGCAACACAGCGAGAGGUUUACCGUCCAACGUCAAGUACAACCCACCCAGCAUCAUGAAAAAGAGCAACACCUUCUCCCAGUUCCCAAGAGAAAAGUCCAAAGCGUUCGACUUCCUCAAAGAAGAGGUGGACUCGAAUGGUUCUCUGUCCCGCCGGGAGCAGAAGCGCGCUCAAUACGAGCAUGUGAAAGCCCAUGUGCAGAAGGAGGACGGCAGGGUUACAGCACAUGGCUGGAGUCUCCCUGGAAAAUACAAGGUUGCUAAUGGUGGCCAUGCAGAGAACAAAAUAAACCUUCCUGUUCCUGUGUGUCUCAGGCCACUGGAGCAGAAAGAUGCUUCUAUGAAGCUCCUGUGUGCAGCUGGAGUGAACCUGUCAGGUGGACGCUCAUGUGAGGGAAGCUCUGGUGUUUCUGGAGAAGAGUCUGCGGUGGAGACCGACGCCUCCAAACAGAGGAAAGACUCCCAGAGCAGCCUAGAUCAGCUGGAGCAGGAACCGAAGGAGCGGGAGCAGACAGUGCAUGUGGAGAUGUCCAGUCGCGUUUGGAUCUGUACGAGCACACACUCCUCCACAAAGGUGAUGAUCAUGGAUGUGACGCGGCCCGACGACCUGCUCGACAGUUUCUACGUCUGUAAUUCAUGUGUGCUGUGCAUCGCCAGCGUACCAGGAGUCUUGGAGACAGACUAUCCUGCAGGGGAGGAGAUUCCUCAGGACCUGGAGGCGGGGCCAGACGCUUUAUUGGCCAGCAGCAGCUCUCAGGGCAGUGAGGGUGCGUUGAGUGACGUGUCAGCGGUGGGCUGCAGUGUUGAAGAGUCCAGCACAGGAUCUCAGACGGGCAGCACAGGGGCCAACGAGCAGUCAGCAGAACAGAGUCCAGCCAGAGGAAGUGAUCUCUCCAGAGCUCCCAGUGAAGAUGGGCUCCCUGCAGCAGAGGAAGCUAUGGAGGCCACUGAGGAAGAGCAGGAGAGCCCGGGACAGGACACCAGCCAGCCAGGAAUCUACACGGAGCACGUGUUUACAGACCCACUGGGAACAGAGUCUUCUGGGCCUUCAACAGGCAACGAUAACCAGAGGGAGUCCAAUCAGGACAGGGACGAUACGGCCUCAGCAGGUGGAAAGACGAAUCUGGCGAAAGAAGAGAUCCAGCGGAUGAGCAGCGUGCUGCCCACCAUGUGGCUGGGGGCUCAGAACGGCUGUUUAUAUGUGCACUCAUCUGUCGCUCGAUGGAGGAAGUGUCUUCAUGCUGUCAAGCUGAAGGAUUCCAUCUUGAACAUUGUACAUGUGAAAGGCCGUGUUUUGGUGGCUCUGGCUGACGGUACACUGGCCAUCUUUCACAGAGGUCUUGACAGCCAGUGGGAUUUAACCAACUACCACCUCUUGGACCUCGGCCGGCCGCAUCACUCAAUCCGCUGCAUGACCGUCGUGCACGAUAAAGUGUGGUGCGGCUACAGAAACAAGAUCUAUGUGAUUCAGCCCAAAGCAAUGAAAAUAGAGAAGUCUUUUGACGCCCACCCGCGUAAGGAGAGUCAGGUGCGUCAGCUGGCCUGGGUGGGUGACGGUAUCUGGGUGUCCAUCCGGCUAGACUCCACCCUCCGCCUCUUCCACGCUCACACCUUCCAGCAUCUCCAGGACGUGGACAUUGAACCUUAUGUCAGCAAAAUGUUAGGAACGGGAAAACUGGGCUUCUCUUUUGUGAGGAUCACGGCUCUGAUGGUUUCCUGUAACCGGCUGUGGGUGGGAACAGGAAAUGGUGUCAUCAUCUCCAUCCCUUUAUCAGACUCUGUAGGUCAGUGUGGAUAUCUAGGUCAGAGGGCUCAUAAGACUGUAGGAGCGAUCGCCUGUCGUCCAGGUGGGGCGGUGCGAGUGUACGGCGAUGACACUGUGGAUGGUGCAGUGACGGGUUCGUAUGUACCCUACAGCUCCAUGGCACACGCUCAGCUCUGCUUCCACGGCCACAGAGACGCCGUUAAAUUCUUCGCUACUGUUCCAGGUCAGGUUAUUGUGCCCGGAGCUGAAGGUACGACUGAGAACUCCGACUCUUCAGCCCCAGACGGCAAGAGUAUGCUCAUCAUGAGCGGAGGAGAGGGAUACAUCGACUUUAGGAUCGGUGAUGAGGAUGGUGGUUUGGGUCGAGAUGAAGAUGAUGAAUCAGCUGAACCCACUUUGAAGCUGCAGUCGGCUCCUGCCAAACCUGAGCGCAGUUAUGUUAUAGUCUGGCAGGUUGCUUUAGACAGUGACUGAUAAAUCACUGCUGCAGGUUCAACCAAGAACUCUAGGUCAACCCACAUGGGCUUAUUAUUUUACAACAUACUACUUUUCUUAUUAAUGCAGAUAGUAUUAUUAUUAUUAUUAAUAGUGUUGUUUUUAAUACCUACACCACAAUGAGUUCUAAUAUUUGUGCUUAGAUGUUUAUUUAAUUUUACUGUUAUAUAUGAAUCUGGCAUUGACAGAAAAUAGAUCUGUGUUGAAAUGAAGGAACAAAACAUUGACUUGAAGCCGUCCACAACUAUAUUGCAAUUAUAUGAAAAUCCUGUGCUAAAGGUUUUAAAGAAAUAAAUGAAGAUUUGCUGAAAAUGUACUCCUCUUCAGGCC
Messenger RNA from Sinocyclocheilus rhinocerous, 4299 nucleotides. Its product is annotated as C-Jun-amino-terminal kinase-interacting protein 4-like. Bases 247 to 3948 code for a protein of 1233 amino acids. The transcript is spliced from 29 exons. Gene Ontology annotation, molecular function: MAP kinase scaffold activity; signaling receptor complex adaptor activity; JUN kinase binding. Lineage: Eukaryota; Metazoa; Chordata; Actinopteri; Cypriniformes; Cyprinidae. Gene Ontology annotation, cellular component: cytoplasm. Gene Ontology annotation, biological process: vesicle-mediated transport. The record is from RefSeq and is a predicted model, not a curated record.